AUGAACUCUUCCAUAAAUAUAAAGGGUAACCAAUCUUUAAAAGCACAUCUAUAUUUUGUAAACAGUAUAUAUAUAAUUCCAGUCGAUAAAUCCUAUAUGCCCAUCCAGGAGAGUCCAUCGGUGCUCCACAUCUUGUUCUUGUGCUUCAAAAUCUGCUUACGAAGUUGGGGACAUCUCACUUAUACGACAUCCGGUGGAUCAGCACAACACCGAGAUGAAGGACGACUAAGCAUCAAAAAAAGAAGUUGGCUCAAUGCCUUGAAACCCUCGGCCUCGUACUCAGAAUCCUGGACACCACCAGAGCUCAGUCAGGGUCCCGAAGGUUAA
Molecule: messenger RNA, 327 nt
Organism: Phycomyces blakesleeanus NRRL 1555(-)
Lineage: Eukaryota; Fungi; Mucoromycota; Mucoromycetes; Mucorales; Phycomycetaceae
Exons: 4
Coding region: 1-327 (108 amino acids)
Source: RefSeq, a predicted model, not a curated record